AAAUGAAAAAUAUACAAUUUCAGAUUUGUGUUGCUUCCUGCAAAACUUUAUUUUAUAAAAGAACGACUUUUUAUUCUGUCAAAUCUGCGUUUGUCCGACCAACACGCUCACCAUGGAUGAUGUAAACUUAAAACAUGAAGUAAUGGUGAAUCAAUUCGUUCUGGCUGCUGGCUGCUUGUCACAUGAAGCAAGGGAACAUUUAAAAUCUACACAUUGGCACUUCGAGGCUGCCCUAAGUCGAUACUUUCAAGAAUCUGGAAUACCUCAACAGCAUAACCAACACCCUUUUUGUCCGCCAACCAAUACACCAGCUACACCACCUGCAUUUCCUGAAGCAUUGCUCGCAUUUUCAAAAAUGCAGACUGGAGAGAAACAGCAGCAGAAUCCUCCAACUAGCAAUGCACAACAGACCGGUUCACAACAGAUCGGUUUUAUGAAAGUAAACACAAGCAGCUGAAAACUAUGUUAAAUAACAACUGCCAAAUAUUCAUUCUUCUUAUGUUUAGUUUGAAGGAUUCACUACAUACUUUUUGCUAUUGGUAGUGCAGCUAAGUUUGUUCUAUUUGGGUUUCAUUGUCAGGAGACAUAUUUGUUAGUAGAUAAUAACUGUAUUUAUUGUUUAGCUUAUUAUGUGCUGAAAUUUUUCUUUAUCAAAUGUAACGAAGGCACUGUUUAAGUUAGCCGCUCUUAGGUUGUUGUGAGUAGAGGUUGACUACAAAUGAUUAUUUUUUUCAACAAUCUAGUUUAUUGCAAUGAGUUACGUUUUUUCGAAUAUCUCCUUUUAAAACUUAUUUUAUAAUUUUUUUUGCUUUCCAAUAGAAAAAAGCAAAUUACCAUAAAGCACACCUAUGCGUUAACAUAUUAAUAACACUGACUCAGAAACUUUUCUUUGAUUAAGCCCUGUCACCAACAUUGUGUUGUUGUAAGCUUUUUCCAAAUCAUGAAAAUUCACAUUGGAACUCACAGUUUACCAAGAAGCUGGUGUUCUUGAUCACACUUUCAUCUAAAAGCUUGGUCCUUAAAGUCUGUAUGUUUUACUUAAACACAACUGGCGUAAUAUUAAUACUGUGCUGUGGUACAAUUGCAACUUCUAAUCUAUAAAUUGCCUAACAAAUUUAUUUAAGCACACAAUAAUUGAUUCUGAAAUGUAAUAAUGAACCCACUUUAUGAAAAUAUUUUUUAUAAUGUUUUAUUCCCUAACACAGUUUUACUGUUUAACGGAAAAGACACUUUGAUGUUUUUGCCAAUUAGAUUUACAAACGAUUUGUCAACUUUUUUGGUUAACUUUGUACACCAGUCUUCAUGUGUUAACAAUUUACAAGUAUAUUAAUGGCCAUUCCAUCAUGCAAAUGGCCAAAUACCAUUACUUUAUAUUUAAGUAUAAUCUAUAUGCAUAAUACAGCUAGGUUCAGUGGUCUCUAAUACAAAAAACAAGCAUUCAGGAAUAUCUUUGCAUGUCGAAAGUUAUCUUUUAUUUGCAUGUAGUGUCUAACAUAAUACACAAGCAUUUUGAUGAAA
Messenger RNA from Ciona intestinalis (vase tunicate), 1518 nucleotides. Its product is annotated as UBA-like domain-containing protein 2-B. Lineage: Eukaryota; Metazoa; Chordata; Ascidiacea; Phlebobranchia; Cionidae. Gene Ontology annotation, molecular function: protein binding. The record is from RefSeq and is a predicted model, not a curated record.